This is a messenger RNA of Triticum turgidum subsp. durum (durum wheat), 1533 nucleotides long. NCBI's taxonomy places the organism in Eukaryota, Viridiplantae, Streptophyta, Magnoliopsida, Poales, Poaceae. The record is from the annotation of a GenBank genome assembly.
AUGCUAGUGCAAAAAGCGUUCUUAUAUUCUGGGACGGGACGGAGGGAGUACUUGUUGGCGCACGGACAGAGGCACGAUUCGCAGUUCGCAGUUCGCACAGCCGCCCCGUUCGUCUCUCUCUCACUCAGUCUCUCGCUUCAAGGUUCCGGCCAACCAGCUGCAAUGGGCUCCGUGGCGGUGCCGCCGUGCCACGUCGUGGCCGUGCCGUUCCCUGGCCGCGGCCACGUCAACGCCAUGCUGAACCUGUGCCGCCUCCUCGCCGCCCGCGACGGCGUCUCGGCCACCGUCGUCGUCACCGAGGAGUGGCUCGGCCUGCUCGGCGGUCCCGCGCUCGCGCCGGGCGUCCGCCUCGAGGCCGUCCCCAACGUCAUCCCCUCCGAGCACGGCCGCGCCGCCGACUGGGCCGGGUUCGUGGACGCCGUGUACAACAAAAUGGAGGCGCCGUUCGAGCGCCUGCUCGACCGUAUCGGGGCCGCGCCCGCGGCCAUUGUGACCGACACGUUCGUGCCGGGGGCAGUGCGCGUCGGCAACCGGCGGGGCGUCCCCGUGUGCAUCCUCUCGGCGCUCGGCGCCACCAUGUUCUCCGUGCACUACCGCUUCGACCGGUUGCCCACGGCUUCCGGCGGUAGCGCUGACAUGACCGAUGUCACUGAUGAUCCUUGUCUGAUGGAAAACUACAUUCCUGGACUCAAGUCGAUCAGGCUUGCCGAUCUUGAGCCCACGCACUCCGACAAGAUUAGGCUGGACAAAAUCCUUGAAGCAUACCCGUAUGUGAGGAAAGCGCAGUGUGUCAUCUUCACCUCAUUCUACGAACUCGAGAGCAACGCCAUUGACUUUCUCAGGCAAGAGCUCCCCUGCCCUGUGUUUGCCGUUGGUCCUUGCAUCCCCUUCUUGGCACUCCAAGAAAACCAGGCCGAUUCAGAGGAAGAAAAAGGCUACAUGACUUGGCUGGACACACAGCCGGCGAGCUCAGUGCUCUACGUCUCACUCGGCAGCUUCCUCUCGGUGUCGCCCGCCCAGAUGGACGAGAUCGCCAUCGGCCUUGCGCAGAGCAAGGUCAGGUUCCUUUGGGUGCUGCGCGACGCGUGCGGCCGCGUGCAGGGCUUGGCUUGCGGUGGUGGAAGCGACGGCGUGGUUGUCCCAUGGUGUGACCAGCUCAAAGUAUUGUGCCAUCCCUCCAUUGGUGGGUUCAUCACCCACUGUGGCAUGAACUCGACGCUGGAGGCGCUGUACGCCGGCGUGCCGAUGCUGACUCUGCCGAUAGCCUUCGACCAGCCGAUCAAUAGCCGGCGUAUCGUCGAUGAGUGGAAGGUCGGGUACAGCCUCAAGGAGAAAGCCCGGGCCGACGGCGUCAUUGGUAGAGAGGAAAUCGCGGAAACCGUGAAGAGGCUGAUGGACUGUGGUGAUGGCGAGGGCACGAGGAGGAGAGCUUCGCUGCUGAAGGAGGCUUCUCGCGCCGCUGUUGAAGUGGGUGGUUCCUCGGACAGAGAUAUGACGUCUUUCAUCAAUUACAUUUCACAGUUCAAGAACUGA